Molecule: messenger RNA, 674 nt
Organism: Capsicum annuum
Lineage: Eukaryota; Viridiplantae; Streptophyta; Magnoliopsida; Solanales; Solanaceae
Exons: 3
Coding region: 321-674 (117 amino acids)
Source: RefSeq, a predicted model, not a curated record
UAACCAACAAUUUAUUGCAUAUCCAUGUCCAAUCAAAGAUGGGUCCCCUUUUAUCACACGUCAUAAAAGUGAUUUAAGCCUGAUUUAAAUAUUUAAAGAAACCCCCUUCUCCAUUAGUAAGCAGAAAUAUCCAUACCACUAUUACCAUAACAGAGAUUUCUAUGUAACUACUUUCCAUUUUGUGUUCAUAAUUCAUCAAGAAAAUUGUAAUUGUUCCAAAAAAGUUGAUACAGCAUUAAAUUUUAUCCAAGAAAACAGAGAAAGAGAGGAAUAAAAAGAAAAGCUAGGAGGGGUUCAAUAUAUAUAUAUAUAUAUAUUAUAUGGAUGUAAGGAAAAUUGUGGUAGUAGUGGAAGAUGUGGACAUAGCAAGAACUGCACUUCAAUGGACUCUUCACAAUCUCCUGAGAUAUGGAGAUAUAAUCUCUCUUCUCCACAUAUUCUCUAUCACAAGAUCCAACAAGAAGCUAAGGCUUUUACGUCUCAAAGGUUUCCAAUUGGCUCUUUCUUUCCAAGAAAUAUGCAACAAUUUUAUCAAUACCAAGACAGAGAUUGUGGUGACACAAGGGGAUCAAGAUGGUGGAAAGAUUGGCGCUAUGGUUAGAGAAAUUGGUGCUACUACUCUUGUUGCUGGACUUCAUGAUCACAGCUUUCUUUACAGGUUGGCCAUGAACUAA